AUGCCGGGAAAAAUCUUUAUUCGCCUACUCCAAUUAACAGUUUUACCUGUUAUCGCUGCUAACAUUAUUGUUGAAUUCCCUAUUCUAGUAAUGGCAAGAAUGGAUCUUAAAGAAAACGGGAAAAUCGGUCUCGCCACGAUCGGGUAUGUUUUGGCAUUCGAUCUUCUGAGUGGGGUUAUUGGAGUAACAACUGCGGCUCUUAUCAAACCAGGAUUGUCAACUUCACUGGCAGUGAAUGGAAGUGAAAUCCUCGGGAAGAAUGAGGCCCCGGUUACAACUUCUGAUGUAUUCGCCGAUCUGUUGCUAAUUUUAGCAUCUUCUAAUCGAUUUCAGACGAAAACUAUACGAGUUUGGACCUAUUUUCCCGCUAAAAAUGCAACAGAAACAGUUCAGACCCGUCUUGAAUCUACAAACAUGAUUGGUCUAAUUUUCACGUCUAUUGCAUUCGGAAUCGCCGCUAGAAGUGCUAAAGAAAACGGCAAAGUUUUCGUGGAUUUCUUCGACUCCCUGGGAAAUGUCGUACUCAUUCUUAUGCGAUGGUUCUUGCUUUGUUUGAAUUUGGACUGGAUUUCACGGAGGCAGUUUAAAUGUAGGGCCACGCCAGUAGGGGUGUGUUUUAUGAUCGCCGGUGCGGUGAUUGACUUAAAGGAUAUUGCUGGAACCUUCCAAGGCCUCGGCCUCUUCAUGGGAUCUGUGUUGGUGGCACUUGCGAUUCAUAUGCUCCUUCAAAUGGUUGUCUACACUCUUGCCUCAUUUCGUAAUCCUUUCCGACUCAUAAUCAUGGGAUUCAAGGCUUUCUUCCUCUCAUUCAUCACUACUGCUCCCGUCGUGGCGAUUCCUGAGAUGCUAGAAACGUGUGACCGCUAUGGAAUUGACCAGAAAGUCAGUAGAUUCGCAAUUCCCUUCUCGGCGGCUCUGAAAGGCGACGGCUCGGGGGUGUUCCAAGCUGUGGCCUGUGUAUUCAUCGCGCAGCAUACUGGAUAUGACAUUACAAUUGGAACUUACGUUAUAAUUGCUUUACUGGUUGGAUUUGCGACUUUGGCCAUUCCGAGCGUUCCGAGUGCAGCUAUCGUCAUUAUUAUCACCAUCCUAUCUUCUAUUGGUGUGAGCACAACUGAAGUGUCCUUACUAUUUGCUGUGGAGUGGAUCAUGUAA
Molecule: messenger RNA, 1155 nt
Organism: Rodentolepis nana
Lineage: Eukaryota; Metazoa; Platyhelminthes; Cestoda; Cyclophyllidea; Hymenolepididae
Source: the annotation of a GenBank genome assembly